AUGAAGAAAUCGCAAUGCGGUGGAAACGUAUGGAACCGCAACCUCAUCAAGCUGGAGCUCGGCCUCAAAUUCCUCUUUGUUGUUCUCCUCUCCAUCUGCUUUUCUCCUUCAGUAUUUUCGUUUAGGAGAAACUAUAUUCCGACUGAAAACGACUUGAAGGUGAGAUGAUUUUCCGACAUCUGACUAUGAUGAUUUAAAUUGAAAAAUGUUCUAACGCAAUUUUCAGGAGGCGGUGCUACAUUCGAAAAGCUUUAUAACGACGGAAAAGAAGCCAUAUCUUUCUGGAUUGCGGGUGGAAAGCGACAAACCGUUCGGCGAGGAAUUCUUGGGCUACACGUAAGAAUUUAUUUAUUUUUUGCUGGGAAAAGAGCAUAGGUGCUCAGAUUUUGAUGAAACUUGUGGCACGUCUUUUGGCGUAUUUUGGCACGAAAAGUUUCAUAACUGUUUCUACCGUAGGGGGUAAUGUUUGAAAAAAAAUCAUUUUUUCCUCGCGAAACUAGCAAAGUUAUGGCCAAAAAUUGAAUAUCUCGGCUCUUUCUGCAGAAGUCGAGCUAAAACUUUCAGCAAUUGAUAUAUGACCUAUCUGUAACACGUAUAUGUAUACGAAAUUUGAAGAAACCCUGAACGGCUUUGAAGCCUUUCCUUGCAAGAUGAGCCCCUCUGUACCAAAGCGAAGCCCUUUAUAAGUAAAGAAUAAAUUUUCUGUUCCCUUUGCAGAGUUGCUGUACAUGCUUUCUGUUGUAUAUUACAACCCUACAUAUUCAUUUUCAGUCCACGUGGAGUGAGCAUUGUCUUUCCGAACACUCUUGUCCGAGUGGUGCUUUUUGGCUGGUGGAUGGAAGAGAUUGAUCUUGUUGGCUUCACAUCUGGCCCCGAUUGUAAUUCAGUCGUCGUCAACGUGACGCAAGCCGACUUCUUUGUCCAAACCGAGAAAAGAGUCAUUUUUCAAUACAACUUCCCGCCGCUGAAAGGCAAAGAAGAUGUUUACUGGUUCUGUUGGAAACAAAGAAAUCAUCAAAACGAGAAUGGGGAUGAAAUUAAACUGCCGUAUUUGUUGGUAAGCCAAAUUUUAACGGCCCGGUUACCGUAACUUUCCAGGUGAAUGACCUUCAAAGUGCGGUGUCGACCAGUUUGCCGGAGCGACAGUAUUACUUCCCACUCCCAAUUCAAAUCAGUAUUAUCAUCGUCUGUUUGGUGUUGUCGGCGCUCUUUUCGGGUCUAAACUUGGGCUUGAUGACUCUAACGCCUCAGGAAUUAAUGCUCAUCUCGAAAUCGGGUACGUCCAGAGUUUCUUUAAUCUACUGUAAUAUCCCUGUGUUGCUCGGCGAAAAACGCUGAUGCCGCAAACGCAAAUUUUUUCCUCAAGGAUGGUUCAUUUCUGAGCCCGCAAAGUAAUGAAAAAGUAAAUUUUCAAGAAAAACUGAAAGCGCCAUUUUGUAGAGGAGAAAAAUCUGUAUCGAAAAAAUGUAUUACCUUUGCCAAACAACAAACAAUCCUUGUAAAACAAAGCAAUGAAAAAACGAACGAACUUCCUGGACGACCCAAAACAUUUUCAGGUUCACCAAAAGAGCGAAAGUACGCCGAGGUCGUGUUGCCGAUCAGGAUGACUGGAACUCAACUACUUUGCUCAUUAUUAUUGGGAAAUGUCUGCGUCAACUCUGCCAUUUCAAUUUUAUUCGAAGAUAUUGCCAGUGGUUACUUGGCGCUGGCUAUCUCAUCCGCUGGAAUUGUAAUCUUCGGCGAAAUCGCGCCUCAGGCAAGGUUUUUUCCAAGAAUUUCAGAAAAAAGUUGCUGACAGAAAAAAAAUAUAUUUAUUUUGAACACUUUAGGCAGCUUGUGUAAAGAAAGGCCUUGAAGUUGGUGCUAGAACAAUCUAUCUUACCAAAUUUUUUAUGUGGUUGACUUUCCCGUUAGCAUAUCCAAUUGGAAAAAUUCUCGAUAAAAUUGCCGGAUUCGAAGUUGUUUCGUACGAUCGGAGAAGACUCAUGGAGAUGAUAAAGAUGACCACCAGAUACGAAGAGGGUCUCGACGAGGAGCUGAAGAUUGCCGUUGGUGCCAUGGAGAUCUCGGAUAAAACUGUUGGCGAAGUGAUGACGAGGAUUGAUGUGAGUUGAAUUUUUGUUUUUGGUAGAUAAGUUUUAGCGAUUCGAAAAAAUUCAAAAUUAGGGCAAAACCCAAUUUAUCACUCUGUCGGGAAAAUAAUAUGGGUUUGUCAAACCUUGUAAUCGUCGUCCAAAAUCGCUAUAAGCGGCUGGCAACUUGCGGCAAAGCAAGAAAUUUCUCCACAAAUCCACAAUAUUUUUCCGGCAGACCGAUAAGCCAUAUUAUGGAUGGUUCUGACCAAAAAGGUUAUUUUUUUAGUGUGAGUCGACUCAUGUCCAGAAAAGUGUAUAACUUUUUUUCGAGCUUCAUCAAUUUUGAGUUCGUAAUUUUUAUGGCACCAAUGUACACAAUAAGCUCUCAAAUUGACAAAUUAUUUUCAGGAUGUCUUUAUGCUCCCAGACACCACCGUCCUCAACACAAAAACCGUUACUGAAGUUAUUCGAAUGGGCUACAAUCGAAUUCCUGUCUAUAGUGGUGACCGAAACAAUGUCAGCGCCCUUCUUUUUGUCAAAGACUUGGCCCUGCUGAAUCCGGAUGACAGUUUUACCAUCAAAACAGUCUGCUCUUAUCAUGAGCAUGCGCUGAGAUUUGUCAUGGAAGACACGCCUUUGCGGGUGAUGCUGGAGGAGUUCAAAAAAGGCGAUUAUCAUUUGGCCAUGGUUCAGAGAGUGGUGCAGGUAAGUUGACAGCUGUUGCAGUAGCAAUACUAUAUAUGUGCAUUUUUCUCUUCAGAAUGACGGCCUUGACCCUAGCUACGAACUGGUUGGACUUGUAACACUUGAGGAUAUUGUUGAAGAAAUUUUACAAGCCGAGAUUGUCGACGAAACAGAUGUUAUCCUGGACAAUGUCAAUAAAACAAGAAGGAGAAGAGCAAUUGUAAGCAUGAGUAAAGCUUCGUUUUAUAUUUUAUCUGUUCCAGAUGCACACAAGUUUCUUCACUGACACAGACCCUGAAACUUGUAUAAUUUCGAUUCAAAUGCAAGUGGUCACAAUGCAAUGGCUCUCGACUAAUCACAAAGUAUUCAGUGAUUGUUUCAUUGAAAAGAAUAUUUUGGAGAGGGUUGUGCGACAGAAUGUUCAUAAGGUAAGUCAUCAAAGGUUAAAGUAUCGUCGAUUCGGUACAGGGGGGACUGAUAUGAUUGCGAAGCUCAAAUCUUUUGAUGAAAAUUGUCACUACUUUGAAUAUUUUUAGAUAUAUGUGUUUGAGACUUCAAGUUUGCGUUGCAAUUUUCUCUGCGACCGAGCUCCGCGUUUCGCGUACUCUCUCGGCCGCAAAGAUCGUUGAAUAUCUCAUCUGCCCCUGCAAAGCCCGAGAUAAGACUUUCAAGAAUUGAGAUAGGGUGCGUCAAUAAUACCUAGGCAGAUAUUUUUACUUGCCGUACGGGCUGUAACAGUACAAGAGCAAAGUGGGCAAUUGUGCAUGUGGGAUAUGCCCGAAUUAUAUGCGUAAUCUAAAGGAAAUCUUAGCGUCAAACUUGCUGUGCUCCUUAUGACACGGAGUAUCCUCUUGUAAAUGACUUGCUGACUCUUGCAGCUCUAUUUUUAAUUGUAUUGUAUUUUAAAAUACGAAGAAUUGAGUCAUCUCCUCCCCUUACAACUGCAAUUUCAGAUCGAACUGUUCCACGUGAAGGACGCAUCCAACACAAUUCCAUCCCACGCCCGUCUGUAUCACAACAAGACGCCUUCCGAUAAGUUUAUCCUGAUCCUGGAGGGACGUGCUACCGUAACCAUUGGAGAGACCAACAUGACCUUCCAAGCGGGGCCUUGGCAUUGCUUUGGAAAGGAGUUAUUGGACGUAAUCUUGGACGAUAUCAACAAAUCGAGGCUGGCAGAGGAGUGCCCAGCCAGUCCGAAGAUCUUAGCGGCCGAGACGAAACGACUAACUUUUGUUCCGGAUUACACAGUGGUCAUCAAGGAUCACUGCACUUAUUUGGAGAUCACUCCGGAGACAUAUUCGCUGGCGUUCAAGACAACGUUGAUUACGAGAAAUCGGGAUAAAUUUGAGGUGAGUUUUGAACUCAUGAGGAGUUUUUUUUUAUUUUUUUUUUACUUUUUACUUUCGAUUUUUUAGCAAAAGAACCCAAUCGAAGAACAGCCCGGGAAAGUUCACAAAACUACAUCGGAAGGCGAACUGAAGACUAAUAAUGCGUCUUUGCCAACCUCGCCUUCUUCGGCCCUUCGCAAAUGCCGCACCGGCGGAGGAAAGCCCGGUUUGCUGUCCGGGAAAAGUUUCGAUUUCUCUUAA
Molecule: messenger RNA, 4348 nt
Organism: Bursaphelenchus xylophilus (pine wood nematode)
Lineage: Eukaryota; Metazoa; Nematoda; Chromadorea; Rhabditida; Aphelenchoididae
Source: the annotation of a GenBank genome assembly